AUGGCACCUCCUGAAACAGAUAAUUCAGUUAUUAAUCCUCUUUCUGAAGAAUUAAAUCUUAACGGAGAGCCUAUGAUCGUUACUAAUGAAAAAGAACAUUAUCGUGAUGAUACUCAAAAGAUUGUCUUAAAAAAACCAGAUACACCUAAAGCUAUCGUUUUACAUGCAGUCUUUGGAGGCUUGAGAUCCUAUUUAAUUGCACAUGGAAUUCGCGGUGGAGUAAAUUUUUUGUUGAAUUUAUUAACACUAUUUCGCAAAAGGAAAGGAACUAUCGUACGAGCAAUCACUCGUGGAUUCUUUGGUCCUGAUGCAAUUCGAUUCGGUGUAGCAUUUGGUGGAUUCUCUUUCUUGUGGAAACUUAUCAAUAAUAGCUUGCGAUAUAUUAGAAAAAAAGAUGAUAAAUGGAACGCCUUUGUCGCUGGGUCCAUUGCCGGAAUAUCAGUAGUAGCAGAAAAGCGAGAGAGAAGAAUAGCGAUCGCACAACAAAUGUUUGUACGUGCAAUCCAAGCUCUUUAUAAAAGUGGUCGUACGCGAGAAUAUUUUGACAUCCCUCAUAUAGGUGUUGUUCUCUUUGCAUUAUCUUGCGGUCAAGUUCUUUAUGCAUACACGAUGCAACCUACAACCAUCCCCCCAGAUUUUUUAAAAUUCAUGAUUAAAACCGCACGUGUUCCAAAAGACACUUUGGACUUGAAUUUAAAACAUGUUCGUGGAGAGAGCAUAACUUUAGAUGAUGCGUUGCGCAUCGUAACAAAGGGCAAGGGAACAAAAAAUGCGUUUGAGGUAGCAUCAAAUUUGCCACCUAAUCCAAUAACACUUCCCUGCGAACUAGUGCAUCCUAAAUUUGAUUCAUGUAUAUAUACAACUAGUGAAAGAUUUCUCCGAGUGUUUAAAACAAUUUGCCCUGUUUACGCUACACUCAACAUCGUACCAAUUCCAUACACUUUAAUUAGAAAGUGUGUGCAAAAUACGGUUCGGUCAAGUACCUUUCUUGCAGUAUUUGUGUCAACUUAUCAAAGUCAAAUCUGCAUUCAUCGCAAUCUUGUUAAAAAUAUUGGUUUAAAUUUUAAUUCCAAAUAUUUAUAUUGGCUUACUGGAGUGAUUUCUGGACUUACGAUCUUAAUUGAACAUAAAAAUAGAAGAAGUGAUUUGACAGUAUAUGUUGUACCUAAGGCUGUAGAAAGUUUGUACAAGAUCAUGUGCCAAAAGAAUUGUAUUUUUGAGUUACAUAGAACUGCCGAAAUUUGGUUUUUCUCAGCGGCCAUGGGAGCAUGCUUCCAACAUGAACCAAAAGUUAUAAGUCCAAUGACAAAAACUCUUUUGCGUGGAUUUUUUGGAAACAAUUAA
This is a messenger RNA of Dentiscutata erythropus, 1344 nucleotides long. NCBI's taxonomy places the organism in Eukaryota, Fungi, Glomeromycota, Glomeromycetes, Diversisporales, Gigasporaceae. The record is from the annotation of a GenBank genome assembly.